Molecule: messenger RNA, 2494 nt
Organism: Chara braunii
Lineage: Eukaryota; Viridiplantae; Streptophyta; Charophyceae; Charales; Characeae
Source: the annotation of a GenBank genome assembly
CGAGAGGAAGGGGGAAAGAGAGGGAGUGUACGAUAGAGAGCGGGCCAGAGAUAAGAGGAGGAGGGCAGAUGGUGAGUUUAGGCCUACAGAGAUAGCGAGGAGGCAGAGUUGGUGAGGAGGAGAAGGAGUUGGAAGUGGGCCGAGAGCAUCGCUGCAUAGGGAUCCAACAAGGAGCAAUAUGUCGUCUUUCAAGAAAGCUAUCAAGCGGCGGGCGCACCAGGAGCGUGCGCAGCCUUCUAGUCGAGAGCGCCUGGGUCUUCUGGAGAAACACAAAGACUACGUUCUCCGCGCGCGCGAUUACAAUAGGAAGAAGGAUACGCUCCGCGUCCUGCGGGAAAAGGCGGCCAACAGGAAUCCUGAUGAAUUUUACUUCAAGAUGGAGCGCUCUGGAUUCCGUGACGGUGUGCACGCGGCACGGGUGGACGUCGAAGAUGACCAGCGGUAUACUCCAGAGGAGUUGAGGUUGAUGAAGAUGCAAGACAUCAACUAUAUUCGUAUGAAAGCACAGGUAGAGAGGAGGAAGGUGGAGAAGAUUCAACCAUCGCUGCAGUCCAUUGACGAAACGAAAAGGAACAAGCACGUGCUCUUCGCCGAAGAUGUGGAGGAUCUGCGGCUAAAGGCGGCGAUGGUGGCCGAGAAGAAGGAGGGAGGGGGAGGAGGCGAAGGAAAGGAAGGUUUGCGUAGACAUUUAAACAAGGCACGGAAAGCAGCCUACAGAGAGCUAAUGGAAAGGAAGGAACGAGCACAGAAGCUGAGAAUGAUGUUGCAGAAGAUGGCAAUGGAGAAGGAACUGCUGGGAAAAGGGGACAAGCGCCUGGUCCAUGUCAACAAGGGAGGCGAUGGCAACGAAGACGAUACCGGCGGGCAAUGCUCUGUUUAUGUUUGGAAGCAAGAGCGAAAACGAUAGGCCACUUUGAUGGUCGACAUGGGUUCAAGGGCGAGGCGGCAGGCCAGGUUGUUGAAGAAGUCAACGAUGAGAACAAGAGGGAGCAAGUUGGUGAAAGUGCAACAUGGCAUCGACAGAAGCUCGUUCGUUGCUAGCGAGGGUCGUUUUGCCUUCACAAGUAGGACGUUCUAGGGGUGGAUGAGUAGCAGCAACAGCUACGAUGAAGUCUGCAGCAGGUGGUCUUGGUGAUGGGGGCAAGCAGCGCCUUGCCCACCUUGAGCAUGGUAUGGAGCAGGGUGGUGAGGGUGGCAGCAGAGCAGUUGAGGUGCCGAUCUCAAGGACAUGGGGAUUAUUGAUUGCGUAGCAGAAUGUCUGCGGUCGAGAGGCGUCAGGGGGCUAUGGAGGAUUCAGUCUCGCAGACGUUCAAGCACAUCUUGGAUCUGUGAAAGAUCUGAUUGCACUUGCUCGGACUGGGGCAGGGAAAGACCCUCGCGUAUGUACUUCCUGCGAUUCAUCAUCUAUCCAUCGAUAAAGUGGCGAAGCAUGGAUGAACUCCCAGGGCAUGAGCUCUCGUGCCAACGCGAGGGUUGGCAAAGCAAGUCUUCGGGGGAUUCAAUUGUUAUGCAUCUGGAAUGGGGGGGGCUGCAAUGUGUUUGUCUGUAUGGUGGGGACACUCUUCCUCCUCAGGAAUCAGCACACUCCGAGCGGGGACGGACGUUGUGGCAGGAACACCAGGGUGGAUCAGAGGUCGUAUCGAUAGACGGACGUUGGACCUGAGUGGCCUUGAUGGCAGAAUUCUUGAUGAAGCAGAUGAGAUGCUAGAGGAAGGUUUUGAAGUUGAUGAGGAUGGGAUCCUAGCUUCAGGAUGUGCAUCCCAGAUUCUGUUGUUCAGUGCCACCAUGUCAACAACAAAUAGGGAGAUGGCAGGGACUUCCAACCCAGAUGAGGCCCUCAUAGCGCCUAUUUGAUGUCGUUGAGGAAGAUGAAAUCAGAAGGGUUGCCCCAAAUGGUUCAAGGAGUGAUGGGUGUUCUUGGAGAGUAUGGAGGGAAGCAAAGCGGACAGGGGAGUCACGUUAUUGUGUUCACAGAAACUAGCAAGGCAGAGAUGCUUCCCUUCCGGCUCUAGCACUCCGGAUACCUGCGAGGGUUGGUCAUGGCGACCUGAGUCAAGCACUCUGGAUACCUGCGAGGGUUCGUCAUGGCGACCUGAGUCAAUCACAGCAAGUGGUAAUAAAGAUGUCAUUUUGUAAGGGCCAGUUCAAUACUUUCGCGGUGACAGAUGUGGCUGUACGAGGUCCAGACAUCCUGAGUGUUAGGUUGGUGGGGUGGUGGGGUGGUGUGAAUCAGCAUUGCAUCUAGAUACAUACGUCCAUCAGGCAGGAAGAACUGGACGUGCAGGUUGGAAAGGGGUAUCUGUGAUGCUGUUCACACUCCCAUGGGGAGAGAUGCCCUGCUAACCAUUGAGAAGAGGGUAAAACUAAAGAUCGGUCGUGUGAACACAGCCUCACCUAGUCGUGUUGGUGCGUCAAGAUCCUCCUUACGUGCAUCUCUGAGUGAGGGUGCCUUCUAUCUGUGACUGUUUAUUGGUAAUGAAGACAUGAGCGCUUU